Molecule: messenger RNA, 2311 nt
Organism: Caenorhabditis sp. 36 PRJEB53466
Lineage: Eukaryota; Metazoa; Nematoda; Chromadorea; Rhabditida; Rhabditidae
Source: the annotation of a GenBank genome assembly
AUGAUGUGGGCGUUCGAGCACGAGCUCAAGAUCCUCUAUCAGCAGUUCAUCGAGUCACUUGUCGAAAUUAUUAAGCGACCACUGGAAGAAGUGAUCAAAAGAUCUCUGAAGACGCUCGCCAACUGCUUGAUGGGAAGACCGGAAUCCGAAAAUGUAUUUUUUUUUCCAGAAAUAUAAUCUCUAUUCACAUAUCGUUUCCAGCUGAUUCUUUCGGCACUUGUCAACGCAUUCGGUCAUCCGAACUACAAAAUCGGUGCUUUUGUCGUCGUGCUUCUCGAAGGAACAGCCAGAAAACAUCCAGCAAUGAGAAUUGUGAUGCUUGAAGAAAUCGAGAGAUUGGCUUUCAGGUAGCCAGUGCUUAGAACCAGGUGUCUAGAACAAUACGUAUUUCAGAAAGAAUGUAAACGAGCGUGCGCAUCUGUAUUCGAUGACGUUCCUCUCCCAAAUGAAGUUCUCGAAGAAUGACUCGGAUCUGUGUUGCCGUCUCAUGUCUAUUUAUCUGGCUCUUUUCAAGACGAUCGUGGGCAAGAAGCUCACCGAUAAUCGCCUUCUUCCCAUCAUUCUUGCCGGUGCCAACCGUGCUUUCCCAUUUGCAAAGGAGGUUGAUAAACUUCUGGAGGACGUGAAAGACGUCUACUUCCUCGCCCACAACUCCAACUAUCGCACUGCCAUUCCGGCUCUCAAACUGCUGUUCCAGUUCCACAAAAUGAACGACUACGUUUCGGAUCGCUUCUACAAUGCUCUUUAUCGAAAACUCCUCGACAACUGCCCGGCUGGAGCGUAUGCUCAAUUGCUCAAAUUGAUGUUUGACACGAUGAAAGAGGACGCCUCCGUGCAGAGAGUCCGUUCGUUUGUGAAGCGUCUUCUGCAAGUAGCCGUCAACGCACAACCGGACUUUGCCGCCAGCAUCCUCCUGCUCAUCUCACGUCUUCAGAAGCUGAGAGGGAACGGAGAACAACUCAUCGUGCUCAAAAAGGAUAUUGAUGUAAGUGUGUGAAAGUACUCGUUCGGGUAGUAAGCAUAUCGUUUCAGCCGGCCGCUCGAGUCAUUGCUCAAAUGCAGAAUGACGAUGAGGAUGAAGAGCGUUACGUGGAUUUGGAUACAGCUGGAAAUGAGAUUGUUAGAAGUGAACUGAAAAAGGAAGAAGUUGAUGAUGACAUCAUCGAGGAGGACGCCAAGGAGGACGAAACAAAGAAAGUGGACGCGGGCAAACUGGGCGCUUCUUCAUCAGGCGGAUGGGUUCAUCGCAGCAUGGGUGCUCGCGGAGCAAAGUCUCCGUACGAUUCAGUAGCUCGUAAUCCACUGUUCGUCGAUGCGAGACAGGUGGCUGACAGUGAACUUCUCCUCCUUUCCAAACAUUUCCAUCCGUCCGUCGGCGUUUUUGCGAAGGCUCUGUUAGAGGGAAGAGAGAUCAAUUACGGAGGAGAUGCUCUCAACGAUUUCACCUUAAUGGCGUUCCUCGACCGUUUCGCUUUCCGUAAUCCGAAAGAAGUGGUGAAGAGCGGCGAAAAAAGAAUCGUCAGAAAAAAAGCGCACGAUCCAUGGGGAGUCCGGAAGUUGGCUGUUGGAUCAAUGUAAGAAAUAUUAUUGUUACGCCUCUUAUAUUGUUAUUUUGUAGGAGUACACUCAGAAGCGUCGUGAAGAAAUCCCAGCUGAUGAACGCUUCUUGCAUCGUUACACUUCGAGUCUGCAGAAGGAGAAGAAGGUGAAAAAGGAGAACGGCGAGGACGAAUGGGAGUAUGCGGAGUCCGUGAACUCGGAGGAGUUCGACCAGUUGCUCGAGAGAUUCGAACCCGGGGAACUCAAUGAAGAGUUCGACAUCGACUACAGUAAAGAGUUUGGAGCGGAGAAGAGCAAGAAAGGAAAGAAGAAGGCGAUGGACGACGAAGACGACGUCGAUAUGGAUGAGGAUGAUGAUAUUGAUUUGAAUGAUCUGAAUGAAGAGGAAGACGGAGGAAUGGAAGAGGACGACGACGAUGACGUUGAUGAUGAUGAUGACGACGAAGUUGAGGGAGACGGAGAAGAAGAGGACGAUGAUGAGGACGACGACGACGAAGACGAUGAUGAUGAGGGAGGAUUCGGAAGAAACAGCUCUGCGAACAUAUUCGGAGAGGACGACUCGAGUGACGAGGAGAUCGGCAAAAACGACUACGAGAUGGCCGGAGACAAGUUCGCCGAGAUGCUGGAAGACCUGGAAGAGGAGGACGAGCAGAAGGGAAAGAAGAAGGGAGGAAAGAAGAGAGGAGUGAAGCGAGGUGGCGGAGGAUUCAAGAGAGGAGGCGGUGGGGCCAAGAAGUUCAGAAGACACUAG